Messenger RNA from Syngnathus acus (greater pipefish), 3496 nucleotides. RefSeq names its product ankyrin repeat domain-containing protein 26-like. The record is from RefSeq and is a predicted model, not a curated record. Bases 16 to 3483 code for a protein of 1155 amino acids. Gene Ontology annotation, molecular function: protein binding. Lineage: Eukaryota; Metazoa; Chordata; Actinopteri; Syngnathiformes; Syngnathidae. The transcript has 21 exons.
ACACGUGACAUCAAAAUGCAACAUACUGCUGGUAAUUCCGAUGUCUGUGAUCUUAUUUUGAAGAAAGGCCUUUCACCCCUGACCUUGACAGUCCGAGGAGACCACGUCGCGGUGGCCGAGUAUCUGUUGAGGAAAGGCGCUGAUAUUAAUAUUUUAGACAAACACCAAAGGUCACCGUUAAUGAUGGCCGCUGGCAAUGGACACAUGGACAUGGUGCGGAUGCUUUUAUCCUUUAAAGCAGAUUUUACGCUGAAGGAUAACAAGCAACUGUCGGCAAAGGACUACGCUGUUGAGAGCGGUCAUCGAGCCUGCGCCCUCGUUAUUAGUGAGCACGCCAACAAAAGGAACCCGGCGGGGUCCCCGGCACCUCCAUUUGUGUGUGACGAGAUCGUCAACCUUGCUGAAGCCCUGGAGACUUGUGGAGGACCAUCCACUAGCAAAGAUGGCUUCCAUUCGCCUUUUAGUGAAUUUGCCAGAGCUGGACAUGCUAUAAAAGAGAAAUUUCAAUCAAAAGAGACAGACAAGAACAAAUGGCUUUUGAACAAAUGUGAAGAAGAGAGCCUGGAAAAGCUUGAAUUGACGGAAGAACUUGGUUUUGGACAAUUUGACUGCAACGAAGCCUUAGACAACUCAAGCAUUUCCAGUCCUGAAAGUCUGCCUGGAUGCAAAAAUGACCUUAAGCUUGAGGACGUCCAAGAAUGCUUCAGUUCAUCUCUUGAAGAAGAUGUUUUUUAUGUGCCUCCAAAGGCGCCCUUUGCGCUACCAAAACCAAUCAACCCGGAUGACAAAAAACCCGUAGCAUCUUCGAGAUCACUCGUACGUCGCCAUUCCCCAAACGUGAUUCUUCAGGAGAGUGACGAAUCCGAUUGGGACGAUGACAGUUUGAUUUCAUUUUGUGACCGGACCCAAAAGGACAAACGGCCGCUUGAGGAAGCAGUUGCCCGAGGCUCCCCCGAAGUCUCAACGGCGUGUGACGGCAAACCGAGUUUUCAUUCUGUUGAGCAGCGGCAAAAGACGGAGACAGCGCUACCCGAGACCUGUAAUGACAGUCUGAGCGACCGAGAGGAGGAGAAAUCCGUUUCAAGUCAUGUUCAAAGUUUCCUGGAGAUGUUCAAUGCGCUUGCCAAAUCAGGACAACCUAACGAAGAAAAGCAGAGCAUCUGUACCUCCAGCUACGAAGAGUCAAACGAUGAAGAGGACGCCAAGCCCCUUUGUUCCGUUCGCCAAGCCUGCCGCUCGGAGUCUGGAUCAGACGACUCUGUGGCGGAGUCUCCUGGCUGCCCCCUGAAAAAUAACAAGAUUGCAGAGCGUCAGUCGCCUGCUCGUGAGAACAUCAUCGUGCUUGGGGAAGCAGAAGAGUCAUCUCAGAAUGAGGCGCCUCAGUUACUCGCCGAGAAAAAGGUCGUCUACAUUGCCCCCGCAGUUUGCACUGCUGGUCAAAACACGACUGCUGAGACCCAAGCUGGACCUUUUCACAACAAGAAAAUAGAAGAACCUGCGGUGGCCCACGAGACUCAUUUGACAGUGGAGACGCCUCCAAAUGAGCCUAAAACCAACUUGGUGAAUCAAAUUGAAGCUUCUUAUCAAGUCCAGACAGCUGUCACCUCUCAGAGGGCGGAAUCGCCACGUCAGCAGAUUUUCAACCCGAGCCCCGACGGAAGGACGAAGGACACCUCACAGUUUACCGUGGUUAGCGAAACAUGUGACCUCAGUGUCACUCAGAUCAAGAGUGGAAUCGACAAGGAUCUCUUAGGCUUCGGCAGCAGUUUAAGCGACCUGUCAGAAGAUGACGGAAGAACACCAAGCACUAUUGCCAUCACCGAAGACUGCGAGCUAUCCAAAGAUGCCGACGAUGGUGUCAUUUCAGAGGACUCUGACAUCAUCCUCCACAUUGAGAAACUGGACGCGGUCACUAAAGACUCCAGAAGUAAGAAGAAUCUGUGGGACAUCGACGAGCGCUGCUCGCUGAACGCAAACGGUCAUCAUGACAGACAGAGGCUUCAAGAACUGGAAACCGCAAAUCAUCUCUUGGAGCAAAGCAAUGUGGAGUCGAAAAGCGAUGUGGAAAAUCUCACAUUUCAGCUGAAAAUGGCUAUUAAGGCCAUCGUGUCGAAGGAAAGUACCAACAAGAAGUUUGAGGAGGAUCGCGCGGACACGCUUUCGGCGCUGAAUCACACCACGCUCAAUUCAUGCAUGCACACGUUAAACAGUCAACACGUCAAGCAGAAAGAGAUGGAAGAGCAAUACAAAAGAAGCAAAAACAAUGAGGAGCAACUGAGAGCAGAACUUGAGAAAUUACAAGCCCACACCAGCAUCAAACAGCGAGACCUCGCCGAGGAAAAUGAGGCCCUCAAGGACCAGGUGGAAGAUUUUCGCCUAGAACUCCGACUAGCCUAUGACAACGACAACCAAAACGCCUUGGAUUGGAACGAUACCAUGACCUCGUUAAAGUACGAGCUCAAACUGGCGAAUGAGCGCCUGGAGACUGAGCAACAAGCCCACAACAAUUUAGCGGCUGAGUUCCAGUUGGCCCGCACCUGCCUGGCUGAGGUUGAGCGAGAUCGGUCGGACUUGAAGAAAGCUCUGCGUCAAGAGAAGGACGAACACCAGCGACUCGCAAGCGAAGUCGCAUGUCUUCGCGACAACGUCAACAAACUGUCCCAGAAGCUGUCCAAGACCAAGACGCAGGCAAAUGCACUGGAGAGCGACGUUCGUCGAUAUGACGUGCAGAUGGCGGAGAAGGACAAGCAGCUGAGCUCCGCGCAGCGCGACAGCGACCAGACGGCUUUGCGUAUCAAAGAGCUGGAAGCCGCCCUGCAGGCCGAGAAGGAGCUGGUCGCUCGGGCCGCGUUGCACCAAGAAAACGCUCAGGAGCACCUCAAGCAGGUUCAGAACGAAGUGGCGUCGCUGCGGCAACGGCUGGAGGAGGCGCAGAGCAAAGUUGCGGCCAAGGAGAACGCUUUGACGGACGGCAAAAAAGGUUUUGAGGAUGCCUUGUUUAAGCUUCGCAGUGAUUGCGAGGAAAAGGUCCAGCAAGGGCGGAUGGCGCAGAAGGAGCUUGCCUCCAAGGCGAAUGAAGUUGAAACUCUCGUUCGGAGAUUGGAGCAGGAGAAAACAGAGAGGCAGACUUGCCAAAGGCAGCUGCAGCAAGAAUUCGAUGACUCCUUAAAGAAGCUCUCAAAGUGCGAAGCUUCUUUGGAGUUCAGCACGCGCUACCGCACCGACUUGGAAGAAGAGAAGACUCGGCUCCUCCAAGACAAUGACAAGCUAAAAGCAAAGCUGCAGGAAAGCAAAGCCCAAUGCAUCCAAGCCGAGAAAGAAAGAAAUGAGCGAGCGAGUCUUUUGGAUGAACGAGAACGAGACCUGAGCAUUGCGACGCGCAAGCAGAAGGAAGCUCAGGCUGCCGUGGACGCCUCCAAUCAUGUCAGCAAACAGCUUGAGGAGGCUGUGCAAAGGCAAACUCACUCUCUCAACACAUGCUAGCAUAUGUUUUGAC